Messenger RNA from Paramacrobiotus metropolitanus, 2909 nucleotides. RefSeq lists its product as uncharacterized. The record is from RefSeq and is a predicted model, not a curated record. Lineage: Eukaryota; Metazoa; Tardigrada; Eutardigrada; Parachela; Macrobiotidae. The transcript is spliced from 11 exons. Bases 205 to 2577 code for a protein of 790 amino acids.
GUUAUGCACAGUCAUGUUCGUCCUACAUACCGUUUCAAUAUUUUGUCCUACCUGUUCACAAUCAGUCCUGCUACAAAUCGGGCAUUGCCAAUACCACCAUGGUAAGGCUCAAAUAGCAGCAUUCACAUAUAAACAGCGUAUUAAUUGUACUUUGUUGUUCUACGAUCGCGUCGGCGUUUUACUGUUCUUAAUCCCCGAAUCAUCAUGUUCAUGUUACGAUGUCCGUUGCUACUGCUGAUGUUAGCGGCAGUAGUGCAGUGCCAUGUACGAACCGCAAACAACCUAAAAAUUCCAUCCGCUCAUCAGCAGUCCGCCUUACUCAUCAACGACACCCGCAUCGCGUUCAGCUUGUGUUCCGAGAACAACACAGCACAGUCGUCAGGUACAGCGAAAACGGCGGUAAACACACUGCCGCAACUGGAUGGCGAGGGCGUCGGGUUCUAUGUGCAGCGGAACAACGUGCCUCUCGCUUUGCAACUGAUUUGGCAGCUGAGUGCGUUUGAGAAACUGAUUACGCUACCACCGUAUCGUAUGGGCUACCACGGAGUGACAGUUCACUCGAUGAAUCUCUCGGUGUCGGAAAUCGAGGCUGCUCUGAACUAUGCAUGGAAGUCGGCCUUCGACGAAUACGCCGCGAGUCCGAGUGCAUCACCCACCGACUCACCGCACGUACGCUUAGUGACCUUUCUUAAUUCCGGGGACACGUUGACCGUGACCGGGUUGCCGGUGGCACGCAUACUGUACACCAUCGUCAUGUCAAACGCCUCCAAUCAGACUGAUGGUGCUCGGUGGUCGUCUGAGAGCAGGAUUCCAAGAUUGCGAAUAUCACCUCCGCACCAGGAACAGUUCAUAGAGAAACUGUCGGAGAAAGGCAUUAAUGUCUACGAUCAGACCGUAAUUUGGGCUGUGAAAGCUCUGAUACGAGACCCUCCAAGCCCGCUUAAUCUGGACCGUAUCCGAGGCGACGCACAGCGCAACAUGGAAGCUAUGCCCAACGGCUCAGAUCCACCGUGUGUGCAAAGGGGGAAAGUGGACGUGCGCAUUGCCGGCAUACAUCCACGCGUGCGCUUGCCUGACACCCAGCCUCAGGGUCCUUAUAAAACCGGCUCGGAUAUGACCUACGUCAACUUCGCCCCUUUUGUGGACGAUAGGAUAUACGUGCAGUCCGAUUUCCCACAAGUAGGCGAGAAAAUCGAUAGCGGUUUCUACGCCGCCGAUCCGGAAUUCUCCUUCCGUCUAUAUGCACCGGAACCGGUCAACAUGCAGCGUCUGCCCAACCUUCAAACGCAGAUGGUCCGUCAACUGGAAAGUGGAUUAACCAAAGCACGUCUCCUCGCAGCGGCCUGGUCUCACGCCGGGCUUUUCCCGGAGAUCCUGCCGAAGAAGGUGGUGGUGAUAUUGUGGAAUCCGGACGUGGAGAACGGUACCGCCAUCAAUUUCUUUGUCCGCAUGACGGAUCAGUACGACCGGUAUACUGAUCUGGAUUCCCGAAUGUUAUAUGCGGACGGGCUAUACGAACGGCUGGAAGCCGGGCGGUACUAUCUUAAAGAAGAACAGACGAAUUUCGGGCCUGCUGACGGCAUUCUGUCCCGCACACCACCCGCCCGUAGAAACGACACCGAGUGGGAGGCCUUUCAAGCGGACUGCAAAGAGGGACGGAAAUUCUUUGAUUUCACAUACUCUGGCUGCCCGUUACGUGAUGCUUUUGCGCUGCAUUACCUGGCACCACCAAAUCAAACACUGUCCAAUGAAAGCAUUCUGUCAGAGGUCACCAGCGCGUUGUCCGCAAGUAAUCCAGUAAAACUGGAGGGAAUACAAUAUCAGAUUACCAUAACGAGCCGCACGGAACUUAAGGAGUUGCGAACCGUGCGAGGGUACACGGUCACCCGCUUCGACAUUGCUGUUACGGCGCCCAUCUCGACCCGAGGUCGCAUCGAGCACAUAUGGCGGUUUGCUGACUUCCAGAACACCGUCCAGUUAAACGACAUGUAUCUCUUUCGUGUCUACCCGGAUCCGCCGAUCAAUUAUCAGCUAUUGCCGGCUUUUGAAAAGUUCAUCCAACUUUGGUUAACUGAUGGUAAGGCUGAUGUCCACGUCUGCAAUCCUGUCCUCAACGGCACCGUGAUCGACUUUUUGUAUAUGCGCGAUGGAGCCAUGGUGGAUCCGGCGUCGCUGCUGGGCCAACGAAUCUAUGAUGCCCUGGAGCACCGACAAUUCUCCCCACAGACAUCAGAUCCUAUCUCUGCAGCGAAAUCUGCCGUCAGCUUCACCCGUCAGCCGAAAUCUCGCUUGGCACCGGCAACGUGCGUCAACCAGUCAUUACCCGGAUCAGCCAGCUGUCCUAUACCCCGUACUUUGUCGCUGUAUUUGAGAAAAGCUGUAGCAGACUUUUUUCCUCCAUCCGCGGAAAGUGAAACGAAUGAUGGCGGAUUAUAUUUGAUAAGGAAACAGUUUUUUCAUGCAACAGUAAACCAAGCGUGUCACCUAACGAAUUCGGGAUUAUCUUUCCUUAUUUCCAGAAUGCCGACGCUGUUCUUGCGGCGGUUGGUAAGGCCUUUGCUGACGCCAAUCCGCUAACUGUGGAUGAUGUGUACUUGAACGUCACACUCACCGGACAUUCCGCUGACUUUGUGCUGCCUCAAGGGGAAACAGUCGAGAAAUUCGAGUUUACCUUGACGUAUCCGGAAAUGGGCACCGACAAAUAUUGGAAUCUCUGGCGAAUUCCUGAUUACGGAAUGAUGGACAAGUAUUUGCAUAACAACGCCAGUGCCGCUCUUGUCAGACAGGAACCAUAAUGCGUCGAUGAUAAUUAAGUUGCAAAUUAUAUAUGCUUAGCUGCACGAAAAUUCUUACGCACGAUGUGUACUGGUUCUUAGGGAUACAUUCCAAAUCAUUUCUCAUAUUUGAAA